CUUUAAGACCGCACGACAUAUACUUAACGAAAGUUAACGAAGCGCUCAUUACGAAGUGUGUAUUAUGAGAUGACUAUCCCACAAGAAUUUUGUAUGUUCGACAACUCACUCAUGCCAUUUUGACAUAAGCCCAUGCGCGCUCAUGCAUAUUGAUAGUCAUACCUUUAGGUUCUAUUCUUAUCGGCAGCUGUGUGUUCAUUUUGUUAUAAAUGUAAACUCCUGUCACCUAUUUAUGGUGAGAUUUUAUACCCCGAGGCGCAAUGGUUAUUGUAAUGAACAAUGACGUCAAAGUUCUGGGUUCGUAUUAUCCCACACUCACUUUAUAAACCCAUUUUUUCAGAGGUAGGUACUGCCUCUUGUGAAGAAUUGACUAUUGGCCUAACUAACAUUUGCAUUUAAAAGACCUAACCACUUACAGGCACAACAUUUUUCAAAUGCGAUAGUGGCAACCAUGUUAAUUUAUACCAUUCCACUCAAAAGCUCUUGAGGCAAGCACUUCUUGUUAGUGCGAACUCCCAAAGACCAACCAACUCCAAAUCAAUCAAAGUAUCUUUUGGUUCGUAUCGUACUCAAUGCGGGACGGUUAAACUGACAUUAAGAUUCAGUCUUGAAUAGUAGUUCGAGCGAGUAACUUUAUCACUUUUUUCAACUCCAAGCUUAAGUUUUUUUUUUUAAUUUGGAAAGUUUAUGAUCUAAUGUGUUAAUAUUUUUUUUAUGUUUUGUUUCCCUAUUUUUAUUGACUUACCAUUACGUGAAGUGAAAAUAAAUGAGAGAAGAAUUAGUUAGUAAAACAAAUAGUUAAAGUAGCUCCAUGAAGCCGGUCAGAAAUGUGUUCUUUUAAAUGAACAAAGACCGGAAUUUUGAAAAAAAAAUCGACAGAAUCUUAAAAGACAAUCUUCUGAGUUAUAUAACUAUUUUUUAAUCAAAAAGCACAUAAUAUCUGGUUUAUGUAUCUGUUUUCUGUUGCACAUGUCCAUCAUACCUACUUGUUGAUGUUGUAAGAAUCUCUCUGUGUGUAAUUUUAUUUAUUAUUAUACUACUUGCCACACUGGUUAAUGAUUUAAAUUUAUUAACAAGAAUUUUUUGAAAGUCUAAAUAAGAGUGCUGCUUUUUUGGGCUACAUACUAAAUUAUUAAGCCUGCGAAGUUUAAUAAAAGGUGUUAAAAGGCACAAGUCUUGCGAUGACUUUGAAACAUAAUGCUUGCCAAUCAACUACAAUGCCACAACAACCUCGUCUUGGGAUUUUGCUAUGCUGUUUUGGAUUGAUGACAUUAGCGGCAUGCAACGAUAAUCUUCGUGUUGCAUACGAAUGGAAAGAAAUCGAUUUUAAGUACCCCAGUAAGGAACUUAAACAGCUGGCAAUCGAAAGUUAUGAAUUUAUACCUGAGAAUGUUAUACCAGUCGGUUUGGAAGUAUACCGUUCAAGGCUGUUUGUGACGCUGCCACGAUGGAGGGAAGGCGUUCCAGCUUCAUUGGCUUACCUUGAUCUUAAUGAUAAUACAACAAAAUCACCAGCUCUAACACCAUUUCCCAGUUGGGAGGCUCACAAUUUUAACGAAGACUCACCUGAAUUAGUAUCGCCGUUUAGAGUACGCGCUGAUAGAUGUGGUCGUUUGUGGGUAUUAGAUUCAAGAAUUGCCAAUAUUUUAGACAAAUCAACUAUUUAUGGAUCCGCUCAACUAUUGGUUUAUGAUUUACAUAAUGAUAAUCUCCUGAGAAAGUACGUUUUUCCAAAAGAUCACAUGAAAGAAAAGUCUUUUUUCGCUAACAUUGCUGUUGAAGAUGGUGACUGUGACAAUACAUUUGCAUAUGCAAGCGAUUUAGCAGCCCCAGGCUUGGUAGUCUAUUCUUGGAAGAGUCAAGAAUCAUGGAGAGUUCAUCAUAACUUUUUUCAUCCAGACCCACUUGCUGGCAAUUACAGUAUCGGUGGAAUUAAUUUUCAAUGGGAUGAUGGUUUAUUUGGAUUAGCCCUGUCUAAAGCUCAACCUGAUGGCUAUGCGACCCUAUACUUUCAUCCUUUGAGCUCUACAAUGGAAUUUUCAGUAUCAACAAUGAUUUUGCGUAAUAAAACUCUCGUCACUUCAAAUUCAAUUUAUAAAGAAUUCAAAAUUCUUGGAUCAAGAGGUCCUAAUGCUCAAGCUGGAGCUGCCUUCCUGGAUCAAUUAACUGGAGUUCUAUUUUAUGCUUUGCCCAACUUAAAUGCAGUUGCAUGCUGGAAGACAUCAAAUCGGGCUUACACAAUCAAAUCACAAGGGCGUGUCUAUAUGAGUCCCGUAGAAAUGGUUUUCCCAAAUGAUGUGAAAGUAGAUGAUCAGGAUCGUUUAUGGGUUCUUUCAGAUCGACUUCAUGAAUUUAUCUAUUCGGAAUUAUAUCCAGGAGACUUUAAUUUUAGAAUUUUAACAGCACAUGUCAAGGAUGCAAUAGAAAACACAGCCUGUGAUAUAAAAACAAAACCUUUCCCCGACAUUAUUAAUAAGCUUGGAGAUAUUUUAAGACCAAAUCGAACAAUGUCAUCUUGUAGCCCUAUUUUCGCUUCUCAAGUUUUGCUUGCUAUUUGCAUUGCAAUAAAAUUGGUUUUGUAGUUUAAUAUAAGUUUUGAAACUUAUAUUAAAAAAUAUUUGUAUAAAAGUUAAAAUUAAAGUAAAUCAUAACUACUUUUAUUAGCUUACUAAAAAAAGUGGUUUUUUAUUGUAAAUAAUAAUCAUUUAAAUCAAUAAAACAGUGAAUGGAUUUUUAAGUAAGAAAUAAUACAAUUUAUUUUUAAACAUUGAAAGAUUUAGAUUAUAUGUAGAUACAAAGUGUUUUAUUUUUUUAUAUUUAGUAAAUGUUUGUGUUAUUUUUAAGAAUUGUGAAAUAUUUUUUAAGAAUAUUAGUCAUAAAUAAAUAGAUUUUUAAGAAGACAUAGAAAAACAAAAACAA
This is a messenger RNA of Episyrphus balteatus (marmalade hoverfly), 2919 nucleotides long. RefSeq names its product protein yellow. The record is from RefSeq and is a predicted model, not a curated record. The transcript has 2 exons. Lineage: Eukaryota; Metazoa; Arthropoda; Insecta; Diptera; Syrphidae. Bases 1182 to 2582 code for a protein of 466 amino acids. Gene Ontology annotation, cellular component: extracellular region.